This is a messenger RNA of Hipposideros armiger (great roundleaf bat), 1462 nucleotides long. It is a transcript of the gene SLC38A11, whose product is annotated as solute carrier family 38 member 11. The record is from RefSeq and is a predicted model, not a curated record. Gene Ontology annotation, biological process: amino acid transmembrane transport. Bases 260 to 1462 code for a protein of 400 amino acids. Gene Ontology annotation, cellular component: membrane. Lineage: Eukaryota; Metazoa; Chordata; Mammalia; Chiroptera; Hipposideridae. Gene Ontology annotation, molecular function: L-amino acid transmembrane transporter activity. The transcript is spliced from 12 exons.
AGGAGGAAGGUGUAUUUAGCUGGGCGAGUCCCAGGGUAGGAGGUGGGGGGAACCUUCCCGGGCUGAGGCACCCAAGGUAACGGGGCUGCGGCCCGCGCACGUGCGCGGGUGGGGCCAGGGGAGCCCGUGGAUCCGCUCGCUCCCGGUUUCCCGCCGCGCGCAGACGCCGGAUGAGCGAGGUCGCGGAGGAAGCAGGUCCGGCCAAAGGGGGACACCUAGGUCUGCGAGACUCCCACCUGCUGAGGACCCCGGUGCAGCCAUGGGCUACCAGGGGCAACAGCCCAUCGUCUCGCCACAGCGCGAUCUAGAUGACAAAGAAGCCCUCGUUUCUGAACAUAAGCACAAAAGGAAAACUUGUCGUCAGUUUGCUGCUGUUUUUAAUGUUGUCAACUCGAUUAUAGGAUCUGGUGUAAUAGGAUUGCCUUAUUCAAUGAAGCAAGCUGGCUUUCCUCUGGGAAUAUUGCUUUUAUUCUGGGUUUCAUAUGUUACAGACUUUUCCCUUGUUUUAUUGAUAAAAGGAGGGGCCCUCUCUGGAACAGAUACUUACCAGUCUUUGGUCAAUAAAACCUUCGGCUUUCCAGGGUAUCUCCUCCUCUCUCUUCUACAGUUUUUGUAUCCUUUUAUAGCUAUGAUAAGUUACAACAUAAUAACCGGAGACACUUUGAGCAAAGUUUUCCAAAGAAUCCCAGGAGUUGACCCUGAAAACUUGUUCAUUGGUCGCCACUUCAUUAUUGUGCUUUCCACGGUGACUUUUACUCUGCCUUUGUCCUUGUACCGAGAUGUAGCAAAGCUUGGAAAGAUCUCUCUUAUGUCUACAGUUUUAACCACUCUGAUUCUUGGAAUUGUAAUGACAAGGGUAAUUUCAUUGGGCCCACACAUACCAAAAUCAGAAGAUGCCUGGGUAUUUGCAAAACCCAGUGCCAUUCAGGCUAUUGGUGUUAUGUCGUUUGCAUUUAUUUGCCACCAUAACUGCUUCUUAGUUUAUGGUUCUUUGGAAGAACCCACAGUGGCUAAGUGGUCCUGUAUCAUCCAUGUGUCCACCUUGGUUUCUGUAUUUAUCAGUAUUCUCUUCGCUACAUGUGGAUACUUGACUUUCACUGGCUUCACCCAAGGAGACUUAUUUGAAAAUUAUUGCAGAAAUGAUGACCUGGUAACGUUCGGAAGGUUUUGUUACGGAGUCACUGUCAUUUUGACGUACCCAAUCGAAUGCUUUGUGACUAGAGAGGUAAUUGCCAAUGUGUUUUUCGCUGGGAAUCUUUCAUCAGUUUUCCACAUAAUCAUAACAGUGGUUAUCAUUACUGCAGCCACACUCGUGUCAUUGCUGAUUGAUUGUCUUGGAAUUGUUUUAGAGCUCAGUAUGCCAUUUGGAUGUGAAGUUCUAGAAAAAGGCGGUGGGAGAUUCAGUCAGGAGCACACUGUUGGAGAAUUUUUUGUAGCAGUGUAUGUGAACAGCAGGGAGUAG